Spinacia oleracea (spinach) is the source of this 1044-nucleotide messenger RNA. RefSeq lists its product as uncharacterized. The coding region runs from base 1 to 1044 and encodes 347 amino acids. The record is from RefSeq and is a predicted model, not a curated record. The transcript has a single exon. NCBI's taxonomy places the organism in Eukaryota, Viridiplantae, Streptophyta, Magnoliopsida, Caryophyllales, Amaranthaceae.
AUGACUCUCUGUAAGGAUUGGAUUUCCAUUAAAGAUUACAUUGGUGAUCCAACAUAUGCUGAGGGAGUUAAUAAUUUUUUAGACUAUGCUUUUCAAAAGUUGAAAACUGAGACAAUUCGUUGUCCUUGUACCAAAUGUAUGAAUGGAGAAUCCGGUGAUCGUGAGAAAGUAAGGGAACAUCUACUUGUUUUUGGAAUAAUCAAAAGAUACACCUUCUGGUAUCAUCAUGGGGAGGGGUUGGAUAAGUCAGAAAUCGUGUCUGACGAGGAUCAUGAUGAGGGAGAAGACCAUGAUGAAAUUUUUGAUAUUCUAAGGGAUUUAUAUCCUGCGUUCAAUGAUGUUAGUCCCUCUGAUGAUGUCAAUGAUGUCGAGGAGCCAAAUGCCGACGCUAAAAUUUUUUAUAACCUAUUGAAGGAUUCACAAGAUCCGGUCUAUGAAGGUGCUAAGGGUUCUACAAUGUCUGCAAUCUUGGAGCUUCUUCAUAUUAAGACUCUUGGUCGUUGGACCAAUGAGUCUUUUAGCAUGCUUCUCAAAUUUUUGAAGAAUCGGCUUUUACCUACAGGGUCAACUUUACCAGAUUCUUACAAAGAGUCAAAAAAGAUCAUGAGAAACCUCGGACUUUCCUAUGAAAAUAUCGAUGCAUGUGUUAAUGAUUGCAUGUUAUAUUGGAAGGAGAAUGAGAUGCUAGAUGCCUGCAAUAUUUGCGGUGCAUCGAGAUGGAAAACUAACAAACACAGUGGGGAAGACAAGUGUAAGUCAAAUGGUAAAAAAAUACCUCACAAGAUAUUGCGCUACUUCCCACUAAAACCGAGGUUUCAAAGAUUAUUCAUGUGUUCAAAGACUGCUUCUUUGAUGAGGUGGCAUGAUGGUAAAAAGAAUAAAGAUGGUACGAUGCGACAUCCUGUUGAUGGAGCCGCGUGGAGUCAUUUGACAAGGAGUUUCCCGAGUUUGCAUCAGAUCCUAGAAAUGUUAGGUUGGGGCUUGCCAGUGAUGGUUUUCAACCCUUUGCAAACUCGAAAACACCUUAUAGUAUUUGGCCUGUAG